AUGGCGGAUCAGCUGACCGAUGAUCAGAUCUCUGAAUUCAAGGAAGCUUUCUCUCUCUUCGACAAGGAUGGCGACGGCUGCAUCACGACCAAGGAACUUGGAACUGUGAUGAGGUCCCUGGGGCAGAACCCGACAGAGGCUGAGCUGCAGGACAUGAUUAACGAGGUUGAUGCGGAUGGCAAUGGAACCAUAGAUUUCCCGGAGUUUCUGAAUCUGAUGGCCCGCAAGAUGAAGGACACUGACUCGGAGGAGGAGCUUAAGGAGGCAUUUCGCGUUUUCGACAAGGACCAGAACGGCUUCAUCUCUGCUGCUGAGCUCCGCCACGUCAUGACAAACCUCGGCGAGAAGCUCACAGAUGAAGAAGUUGACGAGAUGAUCCGCGAGGCUGAUGUGGAUGGUGAUGGCCAAAUCAACUAUGACGAGUUCGUGAAAGUCAUGAUGGCCAAGUGA
Molecule: messenger RNA, 450 nt
Organism: Striga hermonthica
Lineage: Eukaryota; Viridiplantae; Streptophyta; Magnoliopsida; Lamiales; Orobanchaceae
Source: the annotation of a GenBank genome assembly